Molecule: messenger RNA, 675 nt
Organism: Pipistrellus nathusii (Nathusius's pipistrelle)
Lineage: Eukaryota; Metazoa; Chordata; Mammalia; Chiroptera; Vespertilionidae
Source: the annotation of a GenBank genome assembly
AUGGAAGACGCCGCGGUGCCGGACCUCAGGGACAUCGAGCUGAAGCUGGGGCGCAAAGUGCCCGAGAGCCUGGUGCGCUCGCUGCGCGGGGAGGAGCGGGCUCCCCCGGAGAGGACCGGGGACCCCCGCGGGGGGAGCAGCGGAGGCGGCGGUAGCAGCAGCAGCAGCUGCUGCAGCCUCCCGCCCUCCCUGUCGUCCUCCUCCUCGUCCUCCCCAACCUCGGGCUCCCCGGGAAGACGCAGCCACUCCAGCACCCUGGAGAGGCUGGAGACCAAGCUGCACCUCCUCAGGCAAGAGAUGGUUAAUCUCAGAGCCACCGAUGCCAGGCUCAUGCGCCAGCUGCUUGUCAUCAAUGAGAGCAUUGAGUCCAUCAAGUGGAUGAUUGAAGAGAAAGCCACCAUCACCAGCCGAGGCAGCAGCCUCAGUGGCAGCCUGUGCAGCCUACUGGAGAGUCAGAGCACCUCCCUCCACGGCAGCUACAACAGCCUGCACGAUGGCAGCGACGGGCUGGACGGCAUCUCUGUGGGGAGCUAUCUGGACACUUUGGCGGAUGAUGUCCCGGGCCAUCACACCCCGUCGGACUUGGACCAGUUCAGUGACGGCUCGGUCAUAGAGGACUCGCAGGCGUUGCACAAGCCUCCCAAAUUGGAUUCUGAAUACUACUGCUUUGGCUAA